Messenger RNA from Aspergillus neoniger CBS 115656, 1471 nucleotides. Its product is annotated as succinate--CoA ligase (GDP-forming) subunit alpha. The coding region runs from base 161 to 1159 and encodes 332 amino acids. The record is from RefSeq and is a predicted model, not a curated record. Gene Ontology annotation, molecular function: succinate-CoA ligase (GDP-forming) activity; succinate-CoA ligase (ADP-forming) activity. The transcript is spliced from 7 exons. Lineage: Eukaryota; Fungi; Ascomycota; Eurotiomycetes; Eurotiales; Aspergillaceae. Gene Ontology annotation, cellular component: succinate-CoA ligase complex (ADP-forming); mitochondrion. Gene Ontology annotation, biological process: tricarboxylic acid cycle.
CCAAAGCGAAUCUGUCCGGCGCGUUUGAAACGGCUACUCUUUCCUCUCUUCUCUAUCUCAACCACAAACUCUCUCUUGCACCUUCGUAGUGCUUCAACUUUCACACCUCUCCCCUCUUUCCGAUCUCCCCUUACCGGGUUUCUUCCCCUCCCCAUCAACCAUGCAGGCCGUCCGCCGUAACACCGUCGCUGCCCUUCGCAAUGCUGCUGCCACGCAGCGCCGGGCAUACUCUGCCUCGGCCAGCCCGGCUUAUGCUGAGACUGUGAACAACCUUCGCAUUAACGGAGAGACCAAGGUCAUCUUCCAGGGUUUCACUGGAAAGCAGGGAACUUUCCACGCUGAGCAAGCUAUCGCCUAUGGCACCAAGGUCGUUGGUGGAACCAACCCGAAGAAGGCCGGCUCGAUGCACCUUGACCGUCCCGUCUUCGCCAACGUGAGCGAGGCCGUCAAGGAGACUGGAGCUACCGCUACUGCGCUCUUCGUCCCCCCCCCCUUGGCCGCUAAGGGUAUUGAGGAGGCCAUCGAGGCCGAAAUUCCUCUGGCUGUCUGUAUCACCGAGGGUAUCCCUCAGCACGACAUGGUUCGUAUCACCGAUAUCCUGAAGACGCAGAACAAGACCCGUCUGGUGGGUCCUAACUGCCCUGGUAUCAUCGCUCCUGGCCAGUGCAAGAUUGGUAUCAUGCCUGGAUUCAUUCACAAGCGUGGCCGUGUCGGUAUCGUCUCCCGGUCCGGUACCCUGACCUACGAGGCCGUCAACCAGACCACCCAGGCUGGUCUUGGUCAGUCCCUGGUCGUCGGUAUCGGUGGUGACCCCUUCUCCGGCACCAACUUCAUCGACUGCCUGAAGAUCUUCCUCGAGGACCCGGAGACCGACGGUAUCAUCAUGAUUGGUGAGAUCGGUGGUAGUGCCGAGGAGGAUGCCGCCGAGUUCCUCAAGGCCAACAACAAGUACAACAAGCCCGCCGUUGGAUUCAUCGCCGGCAUUAGCGCUCCCCCGGGCCGUCGUAUGGGUCACGCCGGAGCCAUCGUCAGCGGCGGCAAGGGUGGCGCUGACUCUAAGAUCUCCGCUCUUGAGGCGGCUGGUGUUGUUGUCGAGCGCAGCCCCGCUUCCCUGGGCAAGGCGCUGCUGAACGAAUUCGUCAAGAGGGACCUGGUCUAGACGAAUUGAUAGCAGUCUGCACGCAGGCGGAGACAUUCCCUUGAACCCUGCCGGUUCCUGGGCGAAACUCACCACUCUUAUUCGCCCAGUAUGGGCGGGGGUUUCUGACUUCUUCCCCUCCCCUCCAUCUCUCUAUCAUUAGACGACUCCCUUUCGAUGUCCGAGCCAUGGCGGCCACACUGUACUUUUUGUCUCUUAUAUCUGGUCUCAUUUUCUCUUUUUUCUCGUCGAUAUAUCUCCUAUGUUUAGAGAUGCAAGGAAGUAAUUAGGUUCACUUGUAAAUUUGGUCUAAAUUUCUUUCUUGCUUUGAAA